This is a messenger RNA of Colias croceus (clouded yellow), 1781 nucleotides long. It is a transcript of the gene Inx4, whose product is annotated as innexin inx2-like. Gene Ontology annotation, biological process: phototransduction. Lineage: Eukaryota; Metazoa; Arthropoda; Insecta; Lepidoptera; Pieridae. The transcript has 4 exons. Gene Ontology annotation, cellular component: gap junction; plasma membrane. The coding region runs from base 256 to 1371 and encodes 371 amino acids. The record is from RefSeq and is a predicted model, not a curated record. Gene Ontology annotation, molecular function: gap junction channel activity.
UUGUCAAAAAUUAUCAAAAUAACGCCAUUAUCAAUUUAGCUUUUCCUAAUUCAUUUGAACUAAGAUUUAUUAAUUUUGAUAAGUUUUACACAUUGAAACUUGAGUAAAUAGGUGAAUAACCAUUCUAUUUAUCACAUACAGAUUCGAAAAAUAUAAGUUCACUGCGGGUAUUAAGAAAACAGUCUUCUACAACCUCCAUAAUCCAUAUCGUUGUACAACUCCCGACUCCGACAUUCCGUGAAUUAAAAUCUCAAAAUGAUAGACCUGUUUAUGCCCAUUCGUUCGUUUUUAAAAUUCGGCAAUGUGUGUACAGACAACAAUGUUUUCCGCAUGCAUUAUAAGGCAACAGUGAUAAUGUUACUAGUUUUCACAUUGUUGGUGACUUCGAAGCAGUUUUUUGGCGAACCUAUCCAUUGUAUGACUCAAGAUAAGGCGGAUAAUAACAAGGAGGCAAUUAACAGCUACUGCUGGAUUUAUGGAACAUAUACAUUGCGGAGUAGAUUUCUGGGUGAGGAAGGGAAGCACAUGGCCUAUUUAGGUAUUGGUCCCGACAGAGGGGUGCCCAAUGAACAACUGAAGCACACAUACUACCAGUGGGUCUGUUUCGUUCUGCUCGGCCAGGCCAUGAUGUUCUACACCCCUCGCUACCUGUGGAAGAUCUGGGAAGGCGGUCGGUUGAAGGUGCUGGCGUCUGAUUUGGCCAGCCCAAUGGUGACGAAGGAUUGGUCAGAGUAUCGUCGAGGAGAGCUGAUAUCAUACCUCAGUUACACAAACGUAUACACACAUAAUAUGUAUGCACUGCGGUAUACCUUCUGUGAGAUGCUGAACUUAGCUAAUGUGGUGGGUCAGAUAUUCCUGCUGGACUUAUUUCUCGGUGGAGCCUUCCGGAACUACGGCACAGCUGUAGCAGCGUUCAGCCAUGUGCACCAAGUGCCUAACAACUUUAUCGACUUUUCAUCUGUCAAUCCCAUGGAUGAGUUCUUUCCUAAACUAACAAAAUGCUUCUAUCGAAUGUACGGCCCAUCGGGAACUAUUGAAGUCAAAGAUAGACUGUGCGUCCUACCGUUAAACAUUGUUAACGAGAAGAUCUUCGUCAUUUUGUGGUUUUGGCUAAUUUUCCUCGCGUUGUUGACGACAAUUGCAGUGCUUUUUAGGAUUUUAGUGCUCUCUUUACCACCACUACGUACAUAUUUAAUCAUGGGUCAAGUAAGAUAUGUGAAACGGAGGGUAGUUUCGAAAAUAGUGAAGCGCUUCAGUUUCGGCGACUGGUUCAUAUUGUAUUUGCUGGGCAAGAAUAUGAAUCCCAUUAUAUAUAAGGACUUGAUCAUAGAACUUUCUAAAGAGUUAGAAAGUAAGCCUCAAAUGGUUUAGUUAAGAUGGGAAGCAAUAAGCUUUGUACAUAUUACAUUGUUAAGUUUUUUCACAUAUUUUUUUUUUAAAUUAAACUCAGAAUGGUUAUUUUAGUUAUUUGAUUGUAGUUUCAAUAAUAAAUUAAUAUUGUUCUGAGUUUCAUAAGAAUUGUUAUUUCUGUUUUUGAUAUUAUUUUCUUGAUCUCGUAAUGUCUAAAUUAGUUCAAAAGUUUAUGUUGUAUAAGAAUUAGCAUAACUUAAUGUUAAGCAUUAAUGGUUGUGAUUUUGAGACUGAUUUAAGGCAUACUUAAUAUGUUAAGAAAAAGACUUAUUUUUCAGUGAUUGUUUUUUCAUCCAAAAAUAUUAUCCUUUAUUUGUUAAAUUGUAAGAUUACCUUUUGUUAACUUUUUAUUAAAAUUCUUAAGAUCCAAA